Molecule: messenger RNA, 846 nt
Organism: Penicillium argentinense
Lineage: Eukaryota; Fungi; Ascomycota; Eurotiomycetes; Eurotiales; Aspergillaceae
Product: putative MFS monosaccharide transporter
Exons: 4
Coding region: 1-846 (281 amino acids)
Biological process (GO): carbohydrate transport; transmembrane transport
Cellular component (GO): membrane
Molecular function (GO): carbohydrate:proton symporter activity
Source: RefSeq, a predicted model, not a curated record
AUGGCGCCCUCCUAUGCUGGUAUGUCCGGCAGGCCGCUGUCGCUGACAGUGUCGACCAUCGCCACGAUGGGUUUCCUCCUCUUCGGCUACGACCAAGGUGUCAUGUCCGGCAUCAUCUCCGCCGACGCCUUCACCGACGUCUUCACAGCCGCCAAAGGCGACAACACCAUGCAAGCCCUAAUCACCGCCGUCUACGAACUAGGCUGUCUAUUCGGCGCCAUGUUCGCCCUAUUCACGGGUGACAUGAUGGGCCGUCGCCUUAUGGUCAUGGCUGGCGCCAGCGUCAUGAUCGUCGGUGUGAUUAUCCAGGUCACUUCGUUCGUGGGCCAUAUUCCACUCCUGCAAUUCUUUUUCGGCCGAAUCAUUACCGGCAUUGGCAACGGCAUGAACACCUCAACCAUUCCCACCUAUCAGGCCGAGUGCUCGCGCACCAGCAACCGUGGUCUGCUGAUCUGUAUCGAGGGUGGUGUCAUUGCCAUCGGUACGAUGAUCGCCUACUGGAUUGAUUUCGGUGCCUCGUAUGGUCCUCCCGACCUCGCCUGGCGAUUCCCCAUUGCUUUCCAAAUCGUCUUCGGUGUUAUUAUCAUCGUCGGCAUGGGCAAGGUCCACGAGGGCGAGUAUGUGCUCGCUGCGCUGGCCGGCAGGGAGAUUGAUGACCGCGAGACCCAGGUCCAAAAGCAGCUGGUCAUCGAGUCUAUCGAGGCGUACAAGGCGCUCGAGUAUGGAUUCGGUGGGGGUGAUGGUGGUGCGGAUCCGGAGAAGGGUCAGCCUCCUUCUUCGACUUCUUCGCAGCAGCAGGAGAAUGCGAAGCAGCAGGGGGGGAACAGUGGGUUUGCGCAGCAGUAA